AAAAAACCGGGACUAAACCGGCAGAAAUACCGACGAAGCGUUGCCCGCCACACCGUGAGGUCUGUCCGCUGUCUCCUGCUGCCGGCUGCGGCUUUUCUCCCACAAAUCUCCCUGCAUCUGCACAAUGGAUCAGUUGUCAGAUGAGGAGGUGGAGGUCAGGGAGGAAGAGGAGGAGGAAGAGGAAGACAGUGAUAAGGACGACCAGGACUUGGAUAAGAUGUUUGGAGCCUGGCUUGGAGAGCUGGACAAACUCACACAGAGCCUGGACGAUGGACGCCCGGAGCGCCCUCCUCAACAGAAAGCUCCCCUCAGACAGGAGACAAACAUGGCCAACUUCUCCUACAGAUUCUCCAUCUACAACAUCAACGAGGCGUUGAAUCAGGGGGAGAAUGUGGAUCUUGACGCGCUCAUGGCUGAUCUCUGCUCUAUCGAACAGGAACUCACCACUGUCAACCCCAAGCCUAACAGCGCUGGUGGCAUGGCCCGUCUGGGGCUGACUGAUACCAAGGUCCGUCAGAAGCCUCCAGCAGGGCGCAGCAGCAGGCAGCAGCCAGCAGGAGGCGGCAGCAGUAACAGUGUUAGUGGUGGGGGUGGUAGCAGCGGGGCAAGCAGUAGCAGCAGCAGCACCAGAGCCUCACCUGCUGGCACAAUCAGAGCUGCCGCUGGGCAUCAUGGGCGGCCGGCACUGGCUUCUAACUUCAGCCUGGACGAUAUCACUGCCCAGCUGGAGAAGGCAUCUCUUAGUAUGGAUGAAGCUGCUCGUCAGACCUCCUCCCACUCUCUCAGCUCUGCCUCCACCUAUACGUCAGCCACAAUGCGACACCCCGGCUCCAGCCAGCGCCAGCAUCGACGCACCGGAUCAGUCGGCACAGUCAGCGAACAUGAAGCGCGUUCAAUAGUCCACUCCUCGCGCUCCUCCGUCACCUCGGCAUCUGGGGUUUCUGUUAACUCUGCUUCCUCCAUGGAUUCACUGGACAGUGUUCUCCGCUCCAAUGAAUCAGACGGCCAGCAGGGUUUAGUUACACUCCCAGUCGAAGGAGCCAGUCACGGUCGAGAUAACACAGAGCAUUCCUAUCUGGACAGGGAAACCUCUCUGAUUCUGAGAAACAUAGCAGGAAAACCUUCCCACCUGCUGACAAAGGAGGAGCAGGCUGCCAAGCUGAAGGCAGAUAAUAUCAGAGUUGCCUUGGAGAAGAUCAAAGAGGCCCAGGUGAAGAAGUUGGUGAUUCGUGUUCAUUUGUCAGACGAAAGCUCAAAGACCAUGAUGGUGGACGAGAGGCAGACUGUUCGACAGGUUCUGGACAGUUUGCUGGAUAAAUCUCACUGUGGUUUCAGUCCAGACUGGUCGCUGGUGGAAACCAUCAAUGAACUGCAGAUGGAACGGAUCUUUGAGGAUCAUGAGAACCUGGUGGAGAAUCUGCUGAACUGGACCAGAGACAGCCAGAACCGCCUAAUGUUCACAGAACGUAUUGAGAAGUAUGCUCUGUUCAAAAACCCCCAGAACUAUUUGCUGGGGCGGAAGGAGACAUGCGAGAUGGCUGAGAGAAACAAAGAGGCUCUCUUAGAGGAGUGUUUCGGCGGCAGUUCCGUGUCCGUCCCAGAGAUGGAGGGAGUGCUGUGGCUGAAAGAGGAUGGGAAGAAGUCAUGGAAGAAACGCUACUUCCUGCUAAGGGCCUCUGGCAUCUACUACGUCCCCAAAGGCAAAGCCAAGGCAUCCAGAGACCUGGUGUGUUUUCUCCAGUUGGAUCAUGUUAACGUCUACCACGGCCAGGACUACAAGAGCAAGUACAAGGCUCCUACUGACUACUGCAUGGUGCUGAAGCACCCUCAGAUCCAGAAGAAGUCUCAGUACAUCAAGUACCUGUGCUGCGAUGAUGUCAGAACCCUCCAACAAUGGAUCAACAGUAUUCGCAUCGCCAAGUAUGGGAAGCAGCUGUACAUCAACUUCCAGGAGGCAAUGAGGAGGACGGAGGCAGCCUACGACUGGUCCUCCCUCUCCUCCUCUUCAAUCAAGUCAGGAUCCAGCUCCUCCAGCCUUCCAGAAUCCCAGUCUAACCACUCCAGCCAGUCUGACAGUGGUGUGUCAGAGAUGGCGUCAUCAGGCCACACCCGGUCCCAGAGUGUCGUCAGCUCUAUUUUCUCUGACGCCUGGAGGAGAGGAACACAAGGAGAGGGCUGCAAACAGGCCAGCACCAUCAGCCCCUCCGACUUCCCGUCCCCUCCUCCCCCGCCUCCCCCCGCCCAGCCUCCUCACCUCGACUCGUCCCCUGACUACUUCCCACCUCCCCCGAAGUUCCAUCACCCCCCGAAGGUUGCCGUGGUGAACCCCCAGCCCCAGAUGCAGCCACCUCAACAGUCCGUGCCCUCUUCCUUGUCGUCAUCGUCAUGGAAACAAGGCUCGCUGAAAAAGGGGGCAGUCCCUCCUCCGACACUGAAUCGGCGGACCAGCAACACGGCCCAGUAUGACAAUACAACUUUAAUGCCCCUCUCGCCACCUCCUAUGUCUCAAACCCCACCUCCCUCCCUGUCCUCCUAAACCUCCUCCUCCUCCCCAAUCCCCCCCACAUCCCCAAAAUCACCAGGACCGACAGCCCUGGCACUGAGGCCUCACUUCCUGGAAGACCUAAACCGCACUCUUAAGAGGAAGUCAGUGUCUCGCCAUGGCUCGCUCACCUCUUCAAACCUCAUCCCCUCCUCUAAGAUGGAGCCAGUGGCCACUAUGGACGACAUGGCGCUCCUCCCGCCUCCUCCCCCCCAGCUCAAGCAGCAGCAUCAACAGGGUGUCCGAGGACACUCCCAAACUUUGUCUCGCCACCACACGCACUCCCACUCCACCAAACAUGCCAACAUCUCAGGCUAUGCAACGCUGCGGCGAGGCCCACCUCCCGCUCCUCCAAAACGGGACCAAAGCACCAAACUGACCAGUGACUGGUAAAGGGGCAAAGACCCUGGAUGGAGCCCUAAAGAACUAUUCUGACUAAUGAGGUCUCAUUGUUCCUGCAGAGAAGAAAUAAUCAAUGUCUGUCUUGACUUGUCCGUCUCUCCUCCUCAUCCUGAACCAUACACCCUUGGAUAGAGAAAGUAGCAAGACGUCUUUCCUACUCUUAAUCUCAGAUUAUGAUUGUUCCUAUUAUCCUCAUUAUUACUAUCAUUACCAAUACAUGUUUAAUCUAAUGACAUGAGUAAAAAUAUAUAUAUGUAUAUAUAUAUCUGUAUACAAGCAAGCCAGAAAAAUCACCUAUCAA
Scomber scombrus (Atlantic mackerel) is the source of this 3245-nucleotide messenger RNA. It is a transcript of the gene raph1a, whose product is annotated as Ras association (RalGDS/AF-6) and pleckstrin homology domains 1a. Lineage: Eukaryota; Metazoa; Chordata; Actinopteri; Scombriformes; Scombridae. Gene Ontology annotation, cellular component: cytosol; plasma membrane. Gene Ontology annotation, biological process: signal transduction. The record is from RefSeq and is a predicted model, not a curated record.